AGAUCCUUCAAUUGUGUGCUUGUUGGCAUGUGCACGCCCAGAUCUGGAUUUCACAAAGUCUCACCGUGUGCCCCACCCAGCAUGCGUAGAUCUUGUCUCACAAUCCAGCUUCAACUGACUAGUGAUUAGAGCACAGAAAGAAACGGACUCUUGCUUGACAUUUCUCCUUCUGCAGUUGGCAAACAGUAGGCUCAGUAGGCACUGGGCACUUUCCAAGUUCAUGAUUCAUAGCGCAUGUUUUUGCAGGGUUCUGCUGCUACAAGCCAAUUGCUCUUAUGAUAAGUGAUGCCUUAGAAGACUUGGGAUCCCCAAUGCCAGCGACACAGAUUCGCUGGUUGGGUCCACUUUCAAUGUUCAGCGGCCUAGCUUGUGGCUAUGGUGCGGUGGUGUGCGGAUUGGGGCAAGUAGGGAUCACUGUGCUGGCAGUCACAUUCUUUGCGGCAGCCAACAUGAUCCCCAAUGAGGCAGAUUCUUUGAGCACGCUGUGCUUGAUUUGCUUUCUCUUGGGUGGCAUCAUGGGCUUUGGUGGUGCAGCUCAGAUGGGGGAUCCUCGAUUGCCACUGUUCUUGGUUGUGGUGGCUCUUUUCCACAUCACCGAGUUCACCUUUUGCGUGCUUUUCCACGAGAAGGAGAUUGAGUUCAGAGCAUUCCUGCUCACACCAGUACCUGCUGCAGGUUACAGUGUGGCAAUAAUUGCAGCAAUGCUAGAGUUCUGGCUUUGGCAUGCCACAGGCUUGACACUUCCAGGCAUACUGCAGUCAACACUAUUGCUUUUGGGUGCGAGUUUGGCAUUUGGUGGAUGGGCAUUGCGGACUGCAGCGCUAUUCACGGCCAGAUCCAACUUUACGCACAUUGUUGCAAGCUACAAGGAAUCUUCCCAUAGAUUGGUGAAAGAGGGUGUUUACAGCUUUUGUCGACAUCCUGGCUACGUUGGAUGGUUCCUUUGGAGUGUAUCCACCCAGGUCCUCCUGCGAAAUGUGUUUUGCUUUUUUGCAUACGCCUGGGUCUCGUGGCGCUUCUUCGCUGGCAGAAUUCCGCACGAAGAAGACAUGCUCAUCCGAUUUUUCGGGGAUGAGUACGUCGAAUAUGCCACGCAUGUACGUUGCGGAAUCCCUUACGUGUCUCGAUUGUAGCCUCCAGCAUGCCAGAGCCACCAACUGGGCGCAAUGACAAACAGCUGUACGCUGUCAAUGGUGAUCUGCGAAAGCUGCACGAAGAUCAAGAAUGAUCUACUGAUCUACUCUACUCGACCUCCUCGCCAUGUCUUCGAUGCCGAAGAGAACUUGACGGUGUAGCCUUUGAUGAUCUUGUUCUCGACUGACAUGCUGCCCAGGAAAAGCC
Molecule: messenger RNA, 1341 nt
Organism: Durusdinium trenchii
Lineage: Eukaryota; Dinophyceae; Suessiales; Symbiodiniaceae
Source: the annotation of a GenBank genome assembly